Messenger RNA from Paramuricea clavata, 1326 nucleotides. The record is from the annotation of a GenBank genome assembly. NCBI's taxonomy places the organism in Eukaryota, Metazoa, Cnidaria, Anthozoa, Malacalcyonacea, Plexauridae.
GAAAAGCUUUCAGGAAAGCUAAGAUUCAGAAGAACCCAAAUGAAACAUACUACGAUAUUGGAAGCGCUGUUAACCUAACAUGUGAGGCAGAAAUAAAUACCAAUUUGUAUGGAAUUAUAUGGUACAAACUUGAUUCACAAGGAUAUUCGACAAAACUUAAAUCUGCACUCAAUGGAACUGGCAUCCUAACCCUGACACUGAAUCCGUUGUCCAAGAAAAACGCCGGGAGGUACAAGUGUGUAAUAUGUCGUCCUGAAGUUAAUUAUUACAACUCUCGGGUUGUCAGCAUAAGUGUUAAAGGUAGAUCUUUUAACCAUGUUAGAAACUAGAUGUUUUACAUAUUUUGUAGGGGCUGAUUAUAUGGAGAAUUUUCAGUUUUCAGGCUGAAUUUCAACCCCAUUAAUCGAGCUAAAAUUGUUUCACGAUUACAUAGCAAGUUUCAGCCAGGGUCGAGUUAAAAUUUCAGCUCAAACCAGGAUGAAAUCUCAGCCCAGGCUGAAACGACCAGGUCUCAAAAUGGAGCCAUUCCGCUUCUUUGAAGAAAUUUAAAAUGUUGUUUAUGUCUAUUAUUUGACUUGUGCGAGUCUGUGAUUGCAUUUAAAAAUAGUACAACCAAAAAUAAAGCUAGUUAAAGAUUGUUUUUCAACCUGGACUGGAAUUUCCAGUUGAUUACAUGACAAUUUUCAGAUCUGGGUGAAAUUUUUUUCAUGUAAUCUCUUGCUGUAAUUUAAUAGGGCUUUAUCCAUAGGCUGAAACUUUACACAUUUUAGCAUCAUAAUUAUCUUAUAUACAAAGUGAAACAAACACCCUUGUUACAUACCAGGGUUUAAGUUCAUGUUUUCUUGCACCUCAUUGGACAAGAUCGUAUUACGUGAAAGUUACAAAAUUCGACUGUCUCAAAAAAUCAAAAAAAUAUCACUAGGCAUGCACGAAUAAAAAAAUAAAGUUUGUUAUUCCGUGUAAAAUUUUAAACUGAUGGUUUUAAUUCAUAUAAUUAGUUAAUUAAAAUAAUUUGUUUUCACAGUGAAACCUGAGAUACAGUUGGCAGAAAGUGAUCUCUUUAGGAAAGGGAUGAUAAUUAACUGCACAUUGAAGAAUGCUGAUGAAGUCAAUCCACCGCAAGUGAAGUAUACGUGGUUUUUGUGUGACAGCAAAAGCUGUGAUGUAAGAAGUGCGAAAUUGAAAAUUGAAAAAUAUUCCUUACAACUGAACAGUCAGUCAAGACAUGAGAUUGUGUAUCGAUGCAUCGCCGAAAAUGCCGCUGGCUAUGACUCUCAAAUCAUUACAGUUUUUGACCAAAAAAGUAGGUCUAAAAGUAAAACAUGA